This is a messenger RNA of Mizuhopecten yessoensis (Yesso scallop), 1688 nucleotides long. RefSeq lists its product as uncharacterized. The transcript is spliced from 9 exons. Bases 46 to 1521 code for a protein of 491 amino acids. The record is from RefSeq and is a predicted model, not a curated record. Gene Ontology annotation, cellular component: plasma membrane. Lineage: Eukaryota; Metazoa; Mollusca; Bivalvia; Pectinida; Pectinidae. Gene Ontology annotation, biological process: proton transmembrane transport. Gene Ontology annotation, molecular function: voltage-gated proton channel activity.
UGCGUGUCCGAUAUACCUACUCACACGUCCCUCGAUGUAUAGAAGAUGGCGGAGUCUCCACAUCAAACUCGCUAUCAGAGAUGGUGUUCCCUGACGAUAGCCUUCCUCUAUAGCCGCAAUGCCCUGAUCGUCAUCAGCGUCCUCGUCCUCAUGGACUGUCUGUGUGUCCUCGGACAGAUGAUGGUCGAACUCCACGGCAUGAGGAUUCGAUUUGAACUUGAGGAGGAUAACAUUCAGCUGUUUGAAAAUCACCUGGAAAAGGCCUCAGCCAACGGAACGUCCCUUGGCAUAGGAAGUGUCAGUGACAUCGUGCUCUUCUUGCGAAACAACAUGGACGUCAUUUUAAAUGAUCGCUGCUCUAGUUAUUGUGAUCGCCAACAUUUAACUUCUGUUCUUGGUGAUAAGAGCAUAGCCAACGUUGAUUUACAAGUACUUAGUGAUGAUCCCUCACCGACAAACCAGCCCUGUAGAGAUGGCCUCACCCCGACAAACCAGCCCUGUAGAGAUGACCUCUCCCCGACAAACCAGCCCUGUAUUGCAUCUAACCAUUUAUGGAUCCAGUUUAAUGAGGGAACCGAGGAACUAUUUGUUGUCGGUGAAAUAGAUCUGAAUUUCAAGCGUCUAGUGGAGCACGAAUCGCACGGAAAUUUGGCAGAUAUAUACAGCGUCACCUCAACUAUCAAUAUAGUUGGAAUAAUCAUCGAAGCGGUGAUGUUCGUGGAGGUUUCGGUGAGAACAGUUUGCAGAGGAAGAUAUUUCUACAGAAGGAAAUUCGAGGUGUUCGAUACCAUCAUUGUAGUUGUGGUAUUUUGGGUUGAUAUAGGGUUCCUCUGUGGCAACUGGAGCGAGAGGUCCACCGAUGCUACAACCAUCCUUAUUCUACUGUUACCAUGGAGAUUCGUCCGUGUCAUCUUUAGUAUGAUCACCGCUAUAACCAACAAACACCAAAUACAGACGCAGCAGCUGAAGACUGAUAAACGGUUGACUGAUGAGAGGCUAGCCCACGCGCGAAGUCUCGUGCUGCAGAUGGAAAAAGAUGCAGAAUCGUUAACAUUGCUUUGUAAGCGAAAGGGAGCAACCAGAACCGACAUCGACUCUUGUUACUGUAAGACAACUAUUGCAGCGGUGUCCACGUUUGCAUCUACAAUGUUGCUGAUUAGCGCUCCUGCUUUGAGCGAAUCAAACUUCUACCACCAGGGGUCACGUGGUCAUCUGUUCCGGAAGGUGUUUGGUGUAGCAGAUGAUGUUUUUCGUGAAGAGAACAAUAACAACAUAGCUACGCCUGAGGAAGUCGUGGAGUCUGACAUCCCCCGGACCCUUCGACGCGCGGGUCCGAGGGUAGUGAAUGUCACGCCCCCACAUUCCUAUCAAUCUUUGGGGGAGCUUGGUCCUAGGGUAAGUGUGGUGGAGCCAUGCCGGAGACUGCUCUCUGUUGACGAAUCCAGCACAGCAGAACCAUCCGAAACCGGGUCUCUAAUAUCAGAGAAAAGCGACCAACAUGAAGAGGCGACGUAUUUGUGAUUGGUGGAGUAAGACCUCGUGGACACAAAUCUUUGUAAAUAACGGAAAAAGACCAAGUGCAUGGCAUCUGCAUAUGACGAGAAGGGACCUCAAGUUCAUCGAUUGCUUUUGUUUGUAUUUUUCUCUUCAAAUUUAUUUUUGUAAUAAACUUCAUUUCAAAAACUUUA